Molecule: messenger RNA, 957 nt
Organism: Candidula unifasciata
Lineage: Eukaryota; Metazoa; Mollusca; Gastropoda; Stylommatophora; Geomitridae
Source: the annotation of a GenBank genome assembly
AUGACGUCAGCACUAAGCAUAGAGAAUCUUCGGAAACUUUACAAUCAGACAAUGGCCACCGCAGACCCUCGGUGCGACAGCUACCCAUUUCUGGGUGCCCCUGACAAGAUGCUGGCCAUGAUUGGCCUGUAUUUGUUCAUUGUGUGGCAAGGGCCUAAAUUUAUGGUGCCUUACAAGCCCUGGGAUCUAAAACAUACCAUAAUAGUUUACAACUUUGCGAUGGUCAUCCUGUCGCUCUAUAUUUCCAUAGGGACAGUUGUUGGGAUUUACAAGGCUGGUGGAUACUCGGUGUUCUGUGAUUCACUGGAGAAGUAUCAGGAAUACCAUUAUAUGAACAUUGGGUGGUUGUUCUUUAUAUCAAAGCCUAUAGAAUUUCUAGACACGGUAUUCUUCAUCCUUCGAAAGAAGAACAGCCAAAUCACCUUCCUGCAUGUGUACCACCACGCCACUAUGACAGUUUUCACCUGGUUGGGCGUGAAGUUUCUGCCUGGAGGCUCAAACGUCAUCUACCCUCUCAUCAACAGUUUUGUCCAUGCCAUUAUGUACACUUACUAUGGCUUGUCUGCCUUCGGGCCCAGCAUGAGGAAAUACUUAUGGUGGAAAAAAUACCUCACAACACUGCAAAUUAGCCAGUUUGUCAUUUUUCUGACGCAGGGAGUCCUCAAUGUCGUGUAUGACUGUCCAUUCCCUAAAGUAUUUGUGUAUGCUGUAUAUGUUUACACAUUUUCAAUCUUGUUGUUAUUCAUCAACUUCUACAUCAAAGCCUACAUCAAGAGUCCCUCACAGAAGCAUGUCAAAACCGAUGGGGUUGUUAAAAAUGGACGUGCCCAGAAUGGAAAAGUGGCAUCCAGUGCUGUCAACGGGGAGGUUACAUCUAGUGCUGUCAAUGGGGACAUUUUUGCCAGUGUCAAAAAUGGAGAAAUUUCUGCCAAAGGAGAUUUUAAAAAGAUUAACUAA